AUGUCUGAUACAUGGUGGAAGGCAGCGGUGAUUUACCAGAUCUACCCUUCUUCGUUCAAAGACACGAAUGGAGAUGGUUGGGGCGAUUUGCCAGGAAUCAUCUCCAAAGUUGACUAUCUGAAGAACCUCGGGGUAGACAUAUUAUGGAUAUCACCAAUCUACAAAUCCCCUCAAGCGGAUAUGGGCUACGAUAUCGCCGAUUACAAACUUAUUGAUCCUAUCUACGGUACCAAUGAAGAUAUCGAUGUGUUGGUUGCCGAGCUAAAGAAACGCGACAUGAAGCUGAUGAUGGACCUCGUAGUCAAUCACACGUCCAAUGAGCAUGCCUGGUUCGUAGACUCGAUCUCUUCGAAGUCCAGUCCCAAACGCUCCUGGUACAUCUGGAAAGACCCAGCCGGCAGCGACUCCAACGGCGACCCCCUCCCACCAAACAACUGGUGCCAGCUGCUCGGCGACGCUAACAGCGCCUGGACGUACGAUCCAGAAUCGAAGCAAUUCUAUCUUAGCCUCUUCACGCCUGAGCAGCCAGAUCUGAAUUGGGAAACCCCCGAAGUGCGCGCUGCUGUACACGAUGCGAUGCGCUUCUGGCUAGACAAAGGCGUAUGCGGGUAUCGGAUGGAUGUCAUCAAUCUUAUUAGCAAGGAUCAACGCUUCCCUGAUGCACCCGUAACGAAUGAUGGUGGAAAGGCGAAGUAUCAUCCUGGAAGCAAAUGGUAUACUAACGGGCCACGAAUGCAUGAAUUUCUGAGGGAGGUGAAGAGGGAAGUCUUGGCGCCAUAUAAGGCGGUCACUGUGGGCGAGAUGCCGGGCGUCAGUGAUCCGGAUGAGGUUUUGAAGACCGUGCAUCAAGGAGAUGGCGAGUUGAGCAUGAUUUUCAUCUUUGAUGUGGUGGAUGUGGACUUCGUGCCUGGGGAGGGGAGACUGGCGUUGAGGCCCUUUAAGACGGGGGACUGGGUGAAGGAUGUGGUGAAGUGGCAAAGAGUCAUGUGGGAGAGGGAUGGGUGGAAUAGUGUGUUCAUUGAGAAUCAUGAUAAUCCGAGGAGCGUGUCGAGGUAUUGUGAUGACAGUGACGAAUGGAGGGAGAAGGGGGCGAAGUUGUUGGCGCUCAUGCAAACAACGUUGAGCGGAACCAUUUUCGUGUAUCAAGGGGAGGAGAUCGGUGUGAGGAACAUGCCGAAGUAUUGGGAUGGGGUGUUAGAUAAGAAGGCUAGAGACCAUGCAAGGACGCCGAUGCAUUGGGAUGGUUCUCCUCAUGGGGGGUUUUGUGGCAAAGAUGUGAAGCCCUGGAUGCGCGUAAUGGAUGACUAUGUGACAUUCAACGUUGACGUGCAGACGAAUUCCAACAGUGACGACGAUCUGAGCAUAUGGCAGUACUGGCAGCGAGGGCUUUCGAAUCGGAAGGCACAUGCCGACGCUUUUGUCCACGGUGAGUUUCAGUCAGUGGAUAAUGCCGAGGGUGAUGAUGUGUUCGCGUACCUCAAAGUGGGAAAAGAAUCAGGGACUUGGGUGAUCGUGCUGAACUUUAGUGGAGACGAGGUUCAGUGGAGAAUGCCCAGUAAUGUCAAAGUGCAAGGGUGGGUGGCAGGUAAUUAUUUGAAGGGAAAGCCAGACAAGCCAACAGAAGGGACCAUAGGACUGAGGCCAUUCGAAGGUCUACUCGGUAGAAGUGCUGCCUGA
Messenger RNA from Bacidia gigantensis, 1677 nucleotides. RefSeq lists its product as uncharacterized. Gene Ontology annotation, biological process: oligosaccharide catabolic process. The record is from RefSeq and is a predicted model, not a curated record. Gene Ontology annotation, molecular function: alpha-amylase activity. Bases 1 to 1677 code for a protein of 558 amino acids. The transcript has 5 exons. Lineage: Eukaryota; Fungi; Ascomycota; Lecanoromycetes; Lecanorales; Ramalinaceae.